UCUCGGGGCAGUCUCCAGCACCUCCUAGCCAUGAAUAUCACAAUACCCCAGAGAUCACAGCUCCAAAGUUUCCUCACUCAUGAAGCUCCUGGACCCUUCUAUCUUCACUCAAAAGCCCGUCCUGUGUCCCACAAUGUCACCAGCGCCUGUCUGGACCUCAGCUUGGGAGGCAGAGCUGAAAGUGGUCCAGGAGGUUGGGCAGGAAAUCGGAAGGCAGGACUAAGAGAGUUUAUAUUCAGAGCACCAAUCAAAUUAAGCAAGCCCGGAGAACUUCGUGAGGAAUAUGAAUGCCUAAGAAAGCUGAGAGAAGAGAAGUUACAAGAAGAAAAAACUUGUGAAGAUCAGAUCCACAAGAUACUGCAGGAGGAUUCAGAAAUGGGGAAAAGAAAAACAGAUGAACAGAAAAAAAGAGAUGAGCCAGUAGUAGUGUUGAAAACAAGUCUGGAGCAGUGUCCUGCACGUCUCUCAGAUUCAGAGAAUGAAGAGCCUUCUCGGGGCCAAAUGAUCCAGACUCAUCGCUCGGCCUUUGUUUCCAAGAACAGCUCCUACUCCUUAGCUUUCCUGGCAGGGAAGCUAAACAGCAAGGUGCAACGGAGUCAGAGCUGCAGCGACACAGUCCAGGACAGAGUGAAGAGCAGGCUCAGAGCAGCUCCACCCAACAGAGCCAAGGUCACAACUAUAACUCCAGGCUCCACCCCCAUUAUUGGUGUUCUCUUGUCCACUCAAAACAACCGCUGCCUCUCAGCCCCUGACUUAACCAUAGAAAAGCGCCUGCCCUUCAGCUCCCUUUCGUCCUUGGCUUCCUUGCAUAAGCCAGAGCGCUCUAUCAGCCCUGAGAGCAACGACAGCAUCUCUGAAGAACUCAACCACUUCAAGCCCAUUGUCUGCUCGCCAUGCACCCCUCCCAAGAGACUCCCUGAUGGCCGAGUGCUAAGUCCACUCAUCAUCAAGUCAACACCUCGAAACCUGAACAGAAGCCUGCAAAAGCAGACUUCCUACGAGGCUAGUCCACGGAUCCUCAAGAAGUGGGAACAGAUCUUCCAGGAGCGGCAGAUCAAGAAGACGCUUUCCAAAGCCACUCUCACCUCCCUGGCCCCUGAAGGAGGGGAGGAGGUACCAGGCUCGGAAGCUAUCCAUUCCAGCAAGGAGAGGCCGCCUCUGGCUUUAAGUACAAGACUGUCCAGGGCCCGGAUGCUCUCAGAGUGUGCUGGGCCCACCUCCACUGCCCUUGAGUAUUUCCCUUCUGUUAACCAGACAAGAGUAGAUCAGGACUGUGUUAGAAAAAGGAGCCAUGAGGUUCCACUGGAGACCUGCCAUUCCUCAGAGUACAGAGGAGUAGCCAGUGGGCCUUCUUUGGAAGGGGAGCAGUUUGAGGAGUCAAGGUCCACCCUAGAUGCCACAUUAGACAAAACUUGCAUAAGCACAGUCAUGAAGACCUCGGCAGUUAAUUCAGUGCUGCCUAAGAGUGAUGUUUUGGGUGGGGUCUUUAAAACAAAGAAACAGCUGAAGACACUCAGUCAUUUAGAUCUGGCUAAUGGCAUUCUGAUCGACAGCCUAGGAGAGGAGCCAAUUCCUUCCCUGCGUAGGGGCCGGAAAAGGCGCUGUAAGACCAAGCACUUGGAACAAAAUGGUGUUAAGAAACUGCGACCACCCAGCAGUGACAUGGGCCUGGCCCCCAAAGAGUCAGGGCUGCGUGAGGUGGGGCAGAAAUGGCAGGAGGAGGAAGAGGACCAGCCGAUGGCUCUGCAGUCACAGCGCACAUUUGACAGUGAGAGGCGGACUGUGAGCCGGCGGAAAGGCAACGUGGAUCAGUAUCUCUUACGGUCCAGCAGCCUGGCUGGAGCCAAGUAGCACUUACUGUACAGUGUGGUGUUACCUGCUUUGCCGAGGUCCUUGGCCUCAGUCAUUUAUCCAAAAGAGCUAGCUGAAUGUUCUCACUUUGAGUUUCUUUCAAUGGCAAAACACUGUCUAAUAUGAUUCUGAGAGGCUUCAGAGCCUUGGCAAUCAAAGCCAAGGGUCUGCAUAUUUGGCUCUCUAGGAUCUGGGCCAUACUCCUCACCCCCUGAGUGAGCCAACUCUGAAGGCUUCUGGGCCCAAAUCUGGCAGCACCUACUUGGAAUGAGAUUGGGAUUGGCCUCAUUCAUGAACAUGAUGGCCAGAGUUAGAGAUGGCAGGGAGACGGUACCUUCUCACACUCAUAAGAACCCUGGCUUCUUACAACAGAGCAGUGUUUAAGUCAGCCUUGCAGACAGACAUUCAUUCUUCAGAGACAAACAGUGCAGUGCUGUGGAAGACCUGAGGCAACCUGCUGUAGCUCCUUGUGGUCUGGUGGUUGUGACUUACUCAACCUGUUUACAUUAGGAUCGGAGAAGGGGCCUUGCAUCCUGGUGGACUGCCACUGCUGUCUGUACCCCCUUGACUCAUAAAGAGCCUUUUGGCAGAGGACUUGGGACAAGGUAUGCUCUGUCAAGGGAUGCUUUUACCACAGUGAAAUGGUGUGGAAUCAAGUGGGAUAAUGUGUGAUUAAAACAGUACCAAAGUGCAUUCUUCAAUGUGUGUAUGUGCCUGUUCCAGGCGAGGCCCAAGUUGAAAAUGCAGUAAAGCAGACUCCUGAAAGCAAA
Messenger RNA from Peromyscus eremicus (cactus mouse), 2621 nucleotides. RefSeq names its product ring finger protein 169 (gene Rnf169). Gene Ontology annotation, cellular component: site of double-strand break; nucleus. Gene Ontology annotation, biological process: double-strand break repair. The record is from RefSeq and is a predicted model, not a curated record. Bases 31 to 1851 code for a protein of 606 amino acids. Lineage: Eukaryota; Metazoa; Chordata; Mammalia; Rodentia; Cricetidae. Gene Ontology annotation, molecular function: nucleosome binding; ubiquitin-protein transferase activity. The transcript is spliced from 7 exons.